GUGUGUCAUGGAAAGGUAACCGUCUCCUUGACUGCCUGGAGGACAGUUGGAAAAAUUUUCACUUCGAUUUUCACCACCGAGGAACGCGGACGUGUGAUUUGGACUUUCAAGCUCAUCCUGAAGAAAGUCGGAAGCAGCGGAUUUUUUUGGAAGAAGCAAGAGCACAGCCAGGAUGCGUGAAAUUGUGCACAUUCAAGCCGGCCAGUGUGGCAACCAGAUAGGGGCCAAGUUCUGGGAGGUAAUAUCCGACGAGCACGGAAUCGACGCAACCGGGGCGUACUGCGGCGACAGCGAUUUACAGCUGGAGCGGAUCAACGUGUACUACAAUGAAGCCACCGGCGGAAAAUACGUCCCACGUGCUGUGUUGGUCGAUCUGGAGCCCGGAACUAUGGAUUCCGUUCGGGCGGGCCCGUUUGGACAACUGUUCCGACCGGACAAUUUCGUGUUCGGACAGUCUGGCGCGGGUAACAACUGGGCCAAGGGGCACUACACCGAGGGUGCCGAGCUGGUCGACUCGGUGCUCGACGUGGUCCGCAAGGAAUCGGAAGGCUGCGACUGCCUGCAGGGCUUCCAGUUGACACAUUCGCUGGGCGGAGGAACCGGUUCCGGUAUGGGAACGCUGCUGAUUUCAAAGAUUCGAGAAGAAUAUCCGGAUCGUAUCAUGAACACGUUUUCCGUCGUUCCCUCGCCAAAAGUGUCCGACACCGUGGUUGAACCGUACAAUGCAACUUUGAGUGUUCACCAGCUGGUAGAGAACACGGACGAAUCCUACUGUAUCGAUAACGAAGCCCUGUACGAUAUCUGCUUCCGGACGCUAAAGCUGACCACCCCAACCUACGGCGAUUUGAAUCACUUGGUAUCGGCGACGAUGUCUGGCGUUACCACGUGUUUGCGUUUCCCUGGUCAGUUGAAUGCAGAUCUCCGUAAAUUGGCCGUCAACAUGGUUCCAUUCCCGCGGCUACACUUCUUCAUGACCGGCUUUGCACCGCUGACUUCUCGUGGCUCACAGCAAUAUCGCGCCCUCACUGUUCCGGAACUAACCCAGCAGAUGUUUGACGCUAAGAACAUGAUGGCUGCUUGUGAUCCACGACACGGCCGAUACCUUACGGUAGCUGCCAUCUUCCGCGGGCGUAUGUCGAUGAAAGAGGUCGACGAACAAAUGUUGAACAUUCAAAGUAAAAACAGCAGCUACUUCGUGGAAUGGAUUCCAAACAAUGUAAAAACGGCCGUCUGUGACAUUCCGCCGCGUGGUUUGAAGAUGUCAUCGACCUUCAUCGGAAAUUCGACGGCGAUCCAGGAAAUUUUCAAACGUAUUGCCGAGCAGUUUACGGCCAUGUUCCGGAGGAAGGCUUUCCUGCAUUGGUACACGGGCGAAGGUAUGGACGAGAUGGAGUUUACCGAAGCCGAGAGCAACAUGAAUGACCUGGUGUCGGAGUACCAGCAGUACCAGGAAGCGACGGCCGACGAGGAAGGAGAGUUCGACGAAGAAGAGGAGGGCGGCGAAGAGUAGAGAAGGGAAAAUUGUUGAAAUUAUCCGUUAUCAUCGUACUGUGAAUUGAAGAUCCUAUUGUUGCAAUUGCUGAAAUAAAAUCUUGUUCUCUU
This is a messenger RNA of Aedes albopictus (Asian tiger mosquito), 1602 nucleotides long. Its product is annotated as tubulin beta chain. The transcript has 2 exons. NCBI's taxonomy places the organism in Eukaryota, Metazoa, Arthropoda, Insecta, Diptera, Culicidae. Gene Ontology annotation, biological process: microtubule cytoskeleton organization; mitotic cell cycle. The record is from RefSeq and is a predicted model, not a curated record. The coding region runs from base 173 to 1510 and encodes 445 amino acids. Gene Ontology annotation, cellular component: microtubule; cytoplasm. Gene Ontology annotation, molecular function: structural constituent of cytoskeleton; GTPase activity; GTP binding.